GGAGUUCUAUUCAGUAUGUUAACCAUAUUGUUCAUUAUCUGUGGCUUACCUUUGUGGGUAAUAGCAUCGAAUAACUCAGAGUUUUCCAAGUGCAAUCCACUAGAACAGUGCGAUGCUUAUUUUUCAGUGGCUGCGUUUGUCGAGGUGAACUGGUUUCAAGCUAACCAAAUAUGCAAUAGUGUUGGUGCCGUCCUAGCAACUGUUAGAAAUGAGGAACAUCAUCAGCUCAUGCUUGAGUAUGUAAAGAGGAAGGAUAAUAUUGGAAACAAGACUUUCUGGUUGGGCGCCACAAAUAUGGUAAAGCGAAGAUAUGUCUGGACCUGGCUGAGCACUGGCAUUCCCGUGACCUAUGCACAGUGGGGCAGAAAAGAGCCCAGGUCGGAUCGACGUGGAAAAGAUGCCUGCCUCCUCCUGGGAGCUGACAAUUCCUGGCACAGUGCUUCGUGUGAUGGGAAACACUAUUUCAUCUGUGAAAACGUUUGCCUGCUGAAUUAUACACCGUUAGACAAAAAAAUAUAUCUCUAGUACUCUAUCUUGAGAGGCAAAAAUAAAAAUUACAAUUGAAAAACAUUUCCAAUAAUAAGAUCUUAACAAAAUUCAAUCAAAAAAUUAAAGCAA
Molecule: messenger RNA, 618 nt
Organism: Drosophila elegans
Lineage: Eukaryota; Metazoa; Arthropoda; Insecta; Diptera; Drosophilidae
Product: macrophage mannose receptor 1
Exons: 3
Coding region: 16-525 (169 amino acids)
Source: RefSeq, a predicted model, not a curated record